CGCGCACCACGCGCUGAGAGAAUGGACGCCUUCGAGUUGUUUCGGAAACUUGGGGCCGGAGCUAAAUUUGAUUUAAAGAGGUUCGGUCAAGACGCCGCUCGUUUCAAGGUUUCUAAAUCUCAGGUGAACGAGCCGUCCUCGGACUCUCUCUCUGCGAUCGAUUACUUUGGCACAAGUUCAGCGAAUGGAGCCCAGAGCUGGACCCGAGCAGAGGAGGAGGAGGAGGAGGAGGAGGAGGAGGAGGAGGAGGAGGAAGAUGGGGGCAGCGACAGUGGAGAUUCUGCCACAGAAAGCAAGAGGAAGCGCAAAGGAGAGGAGAGAGACUCCAGGAAAAAGAAGAAAAAGAUGAAAACUGGCGUCGGACCAGCAAAGGAGACACCGGGAACUGGCAUCACCUGGACCUCUGCACUCGACCAGAAAAUACAGACCCAGCAAGGUGACGACAAAGACAAAUCUUCACUUAAGAGGCUGAAGCAUCUUCAUCAAGAAAAGGUGAAUCGUAUUCGUUCGAAACACCGAAUAAAUGUGCACGGCUGUGACAUACCCGAUCCAGUGUGCACGUUUGAGGAGCUGCAGUCUGAGUAUCGCCUGAGCUCUCGUGUCGUCGAGAACCUCAGAGCAGCGGGACUCGACUCCCCCACGCCCAUCCAGAUGCAGGCCAUCCCACUGAUGAUGCACGGUCGGGAACUUCUGGCUUGUGCUCCCACUGGAUCCGGAAAGACGUUGGCUUUCUGCCUCCCGCUGCUCGCACACUUGCAGCAGCCGGCUAACCUGGGCUUCAGAGCCGUUAUCAUCUCUCCAACCAGAGAGCUGGCGAGCCAGACCUACAGAGAGCUGCUCCGCCUGUCGGAGGGAGUCGGUUUCAGAGUUCACAUCAUUGACAAAGCUUCGCUGGCGGCCAAGAAAUAUGGACCAGAUUCCAACAAAAAAUAUGAUAUUCUCGUCAGUACUCCAAACAGACUCGUCUUCCUCCUCAAGCAGGAUCCUCCAGCUAUUGACCUCAGCCGUGUGGAGUGGCUUGUCGUGGACGAGUCUGAUAAGCUGUUCGAGGAUGGUAAGACGGGCUUCAGGGAGCAGCUGGCCACCAUUUUCCUGGCCUGCUCGAGUGCGAAAGUGCACAGGGCUUUCUUCAGCGCGACGUGCACUCCAGAUGUGGAGCAGUGGUGCCGCCUGAAUCUCGACAACCUGGUUUCUGUCAACAUUGGACACCGAAACACGGCGGUGGAAACGGUGGAGCAGCAGCUGCUGUUCGUUGGGAAUGAAAAUGGGAAGCUUGUGGCCAUGAGGGACAUUAUUAAAAAGGGUUUCCUGCCCCCCAUGCUCGUGUUCGUUCAGUCUAUAGAACGAGCGCGCGAGCUUUUCCACGAGUUGGUUUAUGAAGGCAUCAAUGUAGACGUGAUCCACGCAGACCGGACACAGCAGCAGAGAGACAACGUGGUGAACAGUUUCCGCUCCGGGAACAUCUGGGUGCUGAUCUGCACGGCUCUGCUGGCCAGAGGAAUCGACUUCAAAGGCGUGAACCUGGUGUUGAACUAUGACUUCCCAACAAGUGCCGUGGAGUACAUUCACCGAAUCGGUCGCACUGGCAGAGCUGGACACCAGGGGAAGGCCAUCACCUUCUUCACAGAGAACGACAAACCACUGCUGCGCAGCAUUGCAAAUGUUAUCAAACAAGCCGGUUGUCCUAUACCUGAGUACAUGAUUGGCUUCAAGAAGAUACACAGCAAAGUGAAACGGAGACUUGAAAAGAAACCUCCCAAGAGAAGCACCAUUUGCACAACUCCUCGCUUCUUAAUGAAGAAGAAGAAUAAAGGCAAAGCACAGAAAAAAACGCAGAAGCAGACGUCACACCCCGAGCAGAAAGAAGAAAACAAAGCACAAAAGGCAAACCAGCAGCAGAAGGUGAAAAAGAAGACAAAGGCUCAGGAGCCGAAGAAGAAACAAGCUGCAGAGAAACACAAAGUUGGUCAGAAGAAGAGGUCAAAUUCUUCAGGAGCCACGUUCAAAAAGAAAACUGUGAAGAAGAAAAAGACAAAGACGGACUAAAAGACAGAGGAAUGAACAGAGGCUGAAUACAAGAUAUCUCAGUGAUCUUUUUUCUUUUCAUUUUCAUACUUGCUUUGUAUUUUCAGGCUGUAAAAUAAAGAGUUUUAU
Messenger RNA from Salarias fasciatus (jewelled blenny), 2154 nucleotides. RefSeq names its product DEAD (Asp-Glu-Ala-Asp) box polypeptide 52 (gene ddx52). The transcript has 15 exons. The record is from RefSeq and is a predicted model, not a curated record. Gene Ontology annotation, cellular component: cytosol. Gene Ontology annotation, biological process: maturation of SSU-rRNA. NCBI's taxonomy places the organism in Eukaryota, Metazoa, Chordata, Actinopteri, Blenniiformes, Blenniidae. Gene Ontology annotation, molecular function: ATP binding; nucleic acid binding; RNA helicase activity. The coding region runs from base 22 to 2046 and encodes 674 amino acids.